UGCUUCUUCCUGUAACUCUUACAUUCAAGGAAAGAAAAGUCUGGUCAUCCAUUUCAAUUUUCUAGUUCUGUGAAGCCCUGGCCUUCCUUUGCCCUUAAUUACCCCAUAAAACAUUAAAACCCAGAUCAUCUCCACACACACACACACACACACACACACAUUCUUGAUCCUUGCCAAACUCUUCCAUCCGUCAGCGGAAACCAUUACCAAAUAAAUUACUACAAUCAUGUAUGACUCCAAUAACAACACUACUACUGCACCUCCUCAUGUUGUUCUAGUUCCACUAAUGGCACAAGGACACACAAUCCCCAUGCUUGACAUGGCACGGUUGUUGGCCCAGCGUGGCGUGCACGUCACCUUCAUCACAACACCAGUGAACGCGUCGCGCAUCAAACCCAUCAUAGCCCGCGUGCACGAGUCCAAACUCCCUAUAAACUUCAUCGAGAUCCCUUUCCCCUGCGCCGAAGCCGGCCUCCCCAUCGGCUGUGAAAACUUCGACCUCGUCCCCUCCAUUGAUCUAUUUGUGAACUUCUUCCAAGCCAUCCAACUCUUCGCCCACCCGCUCGAACAAAGCCUCAAAGAUCUCGUCCCCCGUCCGACCUGUAUGAUCAAUGAUAUGAGCAACCCGUGGGCCGCAAACGUCGCACGUUCACUUAACAUUCGGACCCUUAUCUUUCAUGGCCCUUCUUGCGUUUACAUCUAUUGUAGUUAUGUUUUUCAGCAGCAUAAGAUUUAUGAGACUGUUACUGAUGAGUUUGAGGAAAUUUCAGUGCCUGGUUUGGCUGAUAAUGAUGAUGAUGAUGUUGUUGGUCAGAGUUUUAAGGUAUGCAAAUUGCACGCACCAGGGUGGUUAAACGCGCCGGGUUUUGAGAAGUUUCGUGAUGAGAUUUUGCAUGCAGAGGAGACUACUGAUGGGGUGGUCAUGAACACUUUCCAUGAUGUUGAGCCUAUGUUUGUGGAGGCAUAUAAGAAGGUGAUUGGAAAGGAUGUUUGGACUGUUGGGCCACUGUGUUUGUAUGACAAGGAUGAUUUGAGUGCUAGGAUUGAGAGAGGGAACAAGGCUGCAGUGGAUUCAGAGAAGUUGUUCGGUUGGCUUGAUUCUAUGGAGGAAAGGUCUGUGCUUUAUGUUAGUUUUGGGAGUCUGACACGGAUGAAUGUGGGACAGAUAUUGGAGAUUGGGUCAGGACUUGAGGCUUCUGGGGUUCCCUUGCUUUGGGUUAUUAAGGAUGUGGAGAAGUCUCCGGAGGUUGAGGAGUGGUUGAAAGGAUUUGAGCAGAGGAUGAGUUUGAGGAGCUUUGUUAUCAAGGGAUGGGCCCCACAAGCAGCGAUACUCUCACACAAGUCUGUUGGUGGUUUUGUUAGUCAUUGUGGGUGGAACUCAACGUUGGAGGCAAUCUCAAAUGGUGUGCCAAUGAUCACUUGGCCGCAGUUUGCAGACCAGUUCUUGAAUGGGAGGUUAGUUGUGGAGUUGUUGAGGAUUGGGAUUGCUAUUGGAGUGAAGAAGCCAGCGUUUUAUUAUGGUAAGGAUGAGAUUCCAGUUAAGAAGGAUGAUGUGGAGAGGGCUGUGAGGAGGAGUUUGAUGGGUGAUGGAGAGGAGGCUGAGGAGAGGAGGAUAAGAGCUAUAGAGAUUAAAAAAAAGGCUAUUAAGGCCAUGGAAGAAGGUGGCUCUUCUUACAAGAAUAUAACUAGGCUCGUUGAGUACAUCAAGCAUGAACCUGGCAAGGAUGUGCAAGGGACUCAAGUUUAAAGUUUAAUAAAUUUGUAUAUAUGUAUUUCUAAUAUAUUUUGCAUCUCAGAACUUUGUAUUUCUAUUUUUCAGCAAUAUGUUAUAUGUCAUGCUUGUUUUUAUAAAUGGAAAAUAACUUAAUUAGACCAUACAUUUUAACACAUA
Messenger RNA from Dioscorea cayenensis subsp. rotundata (Guinea yam), 1891 nucleotides. RefSeq names its product UDP-glycosyltransferase 73E1-like. The transcript has a single exon. The record is from RefSeq and is a predicted model, not a curated record. Lineage: Eukaryota; Viridiplantae; Streptophyta; Magnoliopsida; Dioscoreales; Dioscoreaceae. The coding region runs from base 227 to 1747 and encodes 506 amino acids. Gene Ontology annotation, molecular function: UDP-glycosyltransferase activity.